CGGCGGAGACAAGGAUGUGACUGCACCCGGCGGGCGGAGGGUGCACUCGGCGGCGGCGGCGGUCGGAGCGAAGCUGCGGGCGCCCGGGGCUCCCUCUCUCCUCGCUCGCCCUCUCUUCUCCCGCUUCCCCUGUCCCCAGUCCGCGGCCCCCGGCGGUCCGGCUGCCCCGACCCCGCGCCCCAGACCUCGCCGCCUCGGGGCACCCUUCCCCUGCCCCGGACCGCCACUCUCCGGCCGCCCCCGUGCUCCAGCGCUGACCCUGUCCGCCGGCGGGGAAGGAGGAGGAGGAGGAGGCGGCGCCGCCGAACCACCGGGCGAGAACAUGUCGGAAGUGCUGCCGUUUAACGAGGAAAAGCUGGGGCACUAUGGAGAUGGGGGGGACGUGGGCCAGAUCUUCACGUGCCGCCUGCAGGAUACCAACAACUUCUUCGGGGCGGCUCAGAACAAGAGACCGCCCAAACUGGGCCAGAUCGGCAGGAGCAAGAGAGUUGUUAUUGAAGAUGAUAGGAUUGAUGACGUGCUGAAAAAUAUGACAGACAAGGCACCUCCUGGUGUUUAAAGCCCCCAAAGACACUGAGUUAAGGGAGAAAAUGAUGAUAACAAACACAGCAACUUCACACAGUUUAUUGGCAAAAAAAAAAAAGCACUUUGAAAAAAAUCUUCAUUACUCUAGCCUGCAGUCCACAAUGCGGACACACCACCAACCUGUAUCUUGUGUCAGGCCUGGGGACAGAAGAGGUGUGAGCAUAGCAAGGACAGAAAGGCUCUAGGGUCUUCUGCAGAAAUAAAAACAAAAAGCAAAAAAAAAAGAUUAUUCAAUAAAUUAGUUGAUUUACACACACUCAUAUGGAAAUUGACAUCAGCUGCAGCUGUUUGUCUAAAUUAAUAUGCGUUUCCUUUUAUAUACAGUGAAUAUUGCGCAAUUCUAGACCUGGAUUUCCAGCCACUUUAAAUAAUGCAGCAGCAGCAGCAGCAACCGCCUGCCCAGCAAAAUGCCUCUGGGUUCCUGGUGGGAGGGGGGGGGCUGGCAUCCCCUUUGCUGAUCUGGCUGCCCUGAAAGUCAGCCCUUUGUUUACAUUAUUCCCAUCUGGCAAAAAUCAUUUCUGUGCACUUAGAUGUGAAAUGCUGUCCGUUUCAUUUUUACAAAAAUAUUCAUAUCUUUGGAUGUGUGUAAAACAAAACAAAACAAGAAAACAAAAAAAACCCCAGAAUGACUUAUAUAUAGAUAUAUAGAUAGUUAUUCUAUUUCGUUUUCCCGCCACCUUGGAAGGUCUUCCUUGGUGGGAUGUGUGU
Messenger RNA from Phascolarctos cinereus (koala), 1293 nucleotides. RefSeq names its product calcium/calmodulin dependent protein kinase II inhibitor 1 (gene CAMK2N1). Gene Ontology annotation, biological process: negative regulation of protein kinase activity. NCBI's taxonomy places the organism in Eukaryota, Metazoa, Chordata, Mammalia, Diprotodontia, Phascolarctidae. The record is from RefSeq and is a predicted model, not a curated record. Gene Ontology annotation, molecular function: calcium-dependent protein kinase inhibitor activity; protein kinase binding.